Molecule: messenger RNA, 7332 nt
Organism: Vespa crabro (European hornet)
Lineage: Eukaryota; Metazoa; Arthropoda; Insecta; Hymenoptera; Vespidae
Product: neuronal acetylcholine receptor subunit alpha-7-like
Exons: 12
Coding region: 1051-2718 (555 amino acids)
Biological process (GO): regulation of membrane potential; nervous system process; chemical synaptic transmission
Cellular component (GO): neuron projection; postsynaptic membrane; synapse
Molecular function (GO): acetylcholine-gated monoatomic cation-selective channel activity; transmembrane signaling receptor activity
Source: RefSeq, a predicted model, not a curated record
AUGAAAAUCAGUCCAGCGUUGGCCGUCGGCGAAGACGUAUCUGGCAUUGAUGUCAGUAUUUUAAAGAUAGAGAAAGAGAUAGAGAGAAAGACUCGACGACAUUCGCGAGAUCGAGGGGAAUCGAAGGGGCUGAGAGAACUGUGGUAGGGCCGAGAAGUAGCUAAAGAGGGAGAAAGAAAGACAAGAAGGACGAGAACAAAGACGAGAACGUGGUUGAUAGGGUGACGAGAGGGUAACGAUGAAAGGUAGCCAAGUCGAGACGAUCGUGUCCGGGCGCUGCUGCCGCCGUCGCCGCUGCCACUGCUGACGAUCAUGAAUGUUCCGGAGUUCGGUGAAAACAGGAUACAUUGUAUCUAGGUAGCCGGCUUUGUUCGAUCGGAUGAUCGAGAAGUUUUAUGAAAAAAAGACUCCUCGUCGAGUCCAAUUGCGAGAGUAACGAUUCUCCUUUCCGGUUUCAUACGAUUCUCUUUUAGCACUCAACAUUUGUUUGCGGUAAAAAUCGGUUACAGUGAAGAGGCUGAUAGAAGGAAGGUUGAGAAUAAGAGAGAAAUAGAGAUAUGUCCUCGAUGCAGCAAGAUGCAGCACGAGGGAAGCGCUUCGGUGGUUCUCCGGCUUAGUGCGUGCGCGGCGGCAUACGAGAAGAAGGAACACGUUGCUCUUGCUGCUGGUGCACGUCAUCGGUGGUGGACACGAUCACGUGCUCCCGAUAGAAGAACAAGAAGAACGAUGUCAGUGGCGUGCUCGAGAUAUCUACGAUCGUUCGGUGGACCCUGAGACUAAAGUGGAGCAGAAAGAAGAGUCGGCACAGGAGAAAGAGGAAGAGGAAGAAGGAGCAGGUGGAUUGCUUCUUUCCAACGUUGUUGAGAGAGUCCAAGCGGUUCGCUUCUAUUCGGUGCGCCUGCAGCCACGUGCGGAGAUAACCGAACGAGGAGAAGGAGGUGGAAGAAGACGAGCUGAAGGAGAAGAGGCAGCGAGCAGCCGGUAGUGGUGCUUGUGCUGGUGCUUGUGGUCGAGAAAGAAGCGAGAUUCUCGGUUUCUAUCUUUGCAAACAUGAGACAUUGGACACUCAUGGCGGCGAUAGCCCUGGCUGCAUCGGGGCUGGUAAGCGGCGGUAGUCACGAGAAGCGGCUGCUGAGCAAUCUGCUGGAUGCGUAUAACGUCCUGGAGCGGCCGGUGGGAAACGAGUCCGACCCCCUCGUCUUGAGCUUCGGCCUUACGCUUAUGCAAAUAAUCGACGUCGACGAGAAGAAUCAACUGCUCAUCACGAAUCUUUGGCUGAAGUUGGAAUGGAACGAUGUAAAUAUGAGGUGGAACGUCUCAGAGUAUGGAGGCGUCAGAGAUCUCAGGAUCCCUCCGCAUCGACUUUGGAAACCGGACGUUCUCAUGUAUAACAGCGCGGACGAAGGGUUCGACGGUACUUAUCCAACGAAUGUCGUCGUAAAGAACAAUGGCACCUGCUUAUAUGUGCCGCCUGGUAUAUUCAAGAGCACUUGCAAGAUAGACAUUACCUGGUUCCCCUUUGACGAUCAGCGCUGUGAGAUGAAAUUUGGCUCUUGGACUUACGACGGCUUUCAGUUGGACCUGCAACUGCAAGACGAAUCAGGAGGUGACAUCAGCAGUUUUAUCACUAACGGCGAGUGGGAUCUGUUAGGAGUGCCUGGCAAAAGAAACGAAAUUUAUUACAAUUGCUGCCCGGAACCAUACAUAGACAUCACCUUUGUGGUCAUCAUUAGAAGACGUACGCUUUAUUAUUUUUUCAACCUAAUCGUGCCGUGCGUAUUAAUCGCCAGCAUGGCCGUUUUGGGAUUCACCCUGCCACCCGAUUCCGGCGAGAAACUCUCCCUCGGGGUAACAAUUCUCUUGUCUCUCACUGUGUUCCUUAAUAUGGUGGCCGAAACAAUGCCAGCUACGUCGGACGCCGUCCCGCUCUUAGGGACGUAUUUCAAUUGCAUCAUGUUUAUGGUCGCCAGCAGUGUCGUCAGUACGAUCCUCAUUUUGAAUUACCAUCAUCGAAACGCUGACACUCACGAGAUGUCCGAAUGGGUCAGGAUUCUUUUCCUAUAUUGGUUACCAUGCUUACUCCGAAUGUCACGACCGACCGACAAAGAGGAAAAAGACGCGCAAAAAUCUCAAAAACCAUCUCCGGUCACUGGUACGAGCAAAUCGUACGGUGAUUUGGAGUUACAUCAAAGAAGUAGCAAAUCACUGUUAGCAAAUGUCCUGGACCUGGAUGACAACGCGCUGGCAUCUCAUAACAAUUUAUUGAACAACGUGUACAGUACACCGGGCCCACAUCAUCAUACGAUGGGCCACGGACACAGUCACAUACAUACGACGCCUCAUCAUCAUCACAGUCACGCAACUCCCACGCCGCAUCAUCAGCAUUCGACACCGUUAGCUCACUCUUCCUACCCCGGCCAUCAGCUUGGCCACACGCCGCAUCAUCAUCAGCAUCCGCCAGACACGGCGGCGCCACAGGUCGAGACGAUAUUUCAGAACGCCUGCUUUUGCGCGCGUUACGAGCUCAUACUGAUCCUCAAGGAAAUCAAGGUGAUAACGGAUCAGUUAAAAAACGAUGAGGAAAACACAAAGGUGACGAAUGACUGGAAAUUUGCGGCGAUGGUGAUCGACAGGAUGUGCCUAAUCAUUUUUACUCUGUUCACCAUCAUCGCUACCAUCACCGUCCUAUUAUCGGCGCCGCACAUCAUCGUCACGUGAUUCAGAAAACCCAGGCAACUGCCAGUAGUUGAUCGUCGAAGAUCCGUACUGGAAUGCGCUCGAUUGAUCGCGAAAGCGAAAAAAUAUGAUGGGAAGGAGCAGAUAAAGAUGAUCGAAAGAAAGAAAAGGAAGAAAAAAAAGGGAAACGAUAUCGAGAAGCAGAAAAACCGAUGUUCCUUUCGUUCUUCUAUUUUCCCCUCGUUCAUCGCGAGAUCCUUCUUCUUCCUCAUUGACGAACUCGAAGCACUCGAUUACGCUUCGCGUCAUUUAAAAGCGGAAGUUGAAGGGAUGCAAUACUGGAAGGAACAUACGAUCUCGACUUAUGUCUCGUAAACGUAACGUUUCUUUUAAAAAAAGAGGAAGAAAGAAAAAGAAUAACAGAAAAAGGAAAACGAGGACAUCUUAUCGAAGCAGCAAGUCGACGUAUGUACGUGGUUACGCGAUGGUUGCAGAGGGUGAUAGUAGGAUCGUGAGAGGGUAAACGAGGAACAACGGAAAUCUCAGAGAAUACGAGCACACAAACGUGCACGUUCCUCGAUAGCAGUCGAUAUUUCUUCCAUAGUUAUAUCACGUUAUUAUUUCAUAUCUUGAAAAGGACUUAUCAAAUAGUUCCAACGUAUUUUCUCUUUUCUUGUUUCUUUUUUUUUCUUUUUCUUUUUUCUUUUUCUUGUUUUUUUUCGUCGACUUAAAAUCGCACAAAAAUCUGUUCCAUUUAUUAAGUUCAAUUUUUUGAUUAUCGUUGUCAAAAUAAUUAUUUUCAUUCUUAUGUUCCUUUAGAAGAAUAUUCUCGGAAUAUAUCGAACCGGAAAUAUCCGUUUAAUGUCUCCAAAGGAUUCUAUGUAAAUAUCUGUUAUUGAAAUUAUUCAAGAAAAAAAUGAAAAAAAAAAAAAAAGAAUUUGUGUCUCUCGAAAUCGUUCAAUAUCUCCUGACUGCUACUUCGAGGUACGUACGUAUAAGCGUGAAGAGAACACAUACGCACACAUGAGCACACCAAGAUGUUUACAUAUGCAGAUAAAAUAAAGCAAUUCGAUGGGUAUGUCGAUGAGAAAAAUAGAGACAAAGAAAGAGAGAGAGAGAGAGGGAGAGAGAGAGAAAGAGAGAGACAGACAGAAGAAAAAGGAGGUAGAGAUGGAGGAGAAGGAGGUGGAGAAGGAGGAAAAGGAUAAAGAAGAGAAGGUAGGGGAAUAAGGAAAAAAUGUCGAAUACGCAGGAACGGCUCAAGAUCGAGGACUCUUCCAAGGGAAGGAUCGGAUCUUGAGGAUCUUGGGUUCCGCUGUAAAUAGGAAGGACAGAUUAUUAAAAUAAGCUCGCACACGUGAAAAUACACAAAAACAUGCGGACGGAAACGAACGGACUUAACUGACGGAUUUAAACUCAUCUAUUAUAUGCGUGCACAUACACGAAUAGACAUGCAUACGCGCAUGCACGUACAAAUACACAUACAUACACGCGCAUACACACAUACGUGCACAUACCACACAUAAUACAGACACUUAGAGACGCACGGCGAUGGUAAGAAAGAAACGAAAACAAACAAAUCGCUCCUUCGUUGUGUCAAAACUGGUAAAAAGGCAAAGCGCACACGUUAUACUCUCAGAAUACACACAAUGAACUGCCAAGGUGAUUCAAAUAAUAUGCCAGUGAAUUUUAUUAUCCGUAUCACUAGUAAGUAAAUCGAUGACAACUUAAUAAAUGGGGGAUUUAUACUACGAUUUAAGUGGCGUGCACUAACGCAAAUAUAAAUACUGUUCUUUGUUAGACUGUAAGGGGACAUUCAGUGUAAAGAUUUUGAAGAAAAAGAGAAAGAGAGAAAGAAUGUAUGUGAGAGAAAACGAGAAAUAAAAGAAAAACAGAGAGAGAGAGAGAGAAAGAGUGAGAGUGAAAGAGAGAGAGAGAGAGAGAGAGAGAGAGAGAGUGAGAGUAAGGAGGGGGUAUAAAGAAUAUAAACGGAAAUAGCAAUUUAGAGCGAUAAUUUAGUUUUAAGCGACGUUAUUUCUGUUCCUUCUAUCGACACUCUCUCUUUCGCCCACAUAUGCACUCACAGACGAAUAUUCACUAUCAUUUAUAAAUUUACGUACAAAAAAAUACACAUACACAUUUGUACAGGAAGACACACAGAGACACAGUCGCGAAGCAUCGUAUUUUUCGACAUUAACGUGUUAAAUGCAAGUACGCGUGCGAGUAAAAAUCUUUUUACUUUUUAUCCUUCCCUUUUAAUCGCUUUUUUUCUUUGUCUUUUUACCUUUCUCAUCUUUCUUCAGCUCACGAUCCAACGCAAGUUUUAAAGAAGCGAACGACUCGUCGUGUAGUACAUACAUAUGUACACAUAUACAUACAACACAUACGUACGUACGUAUAUACAUACAUAUAUGUACAUACAUACGUACAUAUAUACAUGUAUACAUAUAUAUAUAUAUGUAUAUAUAUACAUACACAUAUACAUAGCUACAUGCACACAUACUUAAAUAGGUGUUUCGACAUUUCGAAUAAUUCGAAAUCAAGCAGUACUUCGUGAUUUUCAAAAUAGCUUAUAUUUACUUUUUUAACUUGUACUAUUUUCGAAUUAUUCGUUGCAUUUCGAACACUCUCCGUUUCAGAUAUGAAUCCGAGUUCAUCUUUUUCCUCUUUUCCUUUUCUUCUUGUUUUUACUUUUUGGGAAAGGGAGAGAGAAAGACUUAAGUGGGAGAAGGAGACAGAGGGUGAGGGGAAAUCGAACACUUUUUUCUCGAGGGAAUCAAACGUUCCAUUUAUUUCUCUCUCUUUCUCUCUCUCUUUCUCUCUCUCUCACUUCCUCUCUCUUUUUCUCUCUCUCUCUUUCUCUCUCUCUCUCUCUCUCUCUCUUCUCUCUCCUUCUCUUUUCGUUAAAAAGAAGAAAAAGAUAUGGAAGAAGAAAGAGAGAGAGAGAGAGAGAGAGAAAGAAAAUAUGUGCACUUCAUACUAGAAGACUCUUCUUUUACACGAGAGUUUCUCUACCCUUUCCAUAUUUCUUCGCGAACGUUGCUUCGAAUUUCUGUCGACUACGAGCAAAUUCUCUUUGGUCAAUAUGCGACGAGGAAUGAAAGGGAAAAUAAUAAGUAAAAAGAAAAAAGAAAAUAAAAGAAGAGAAGAGAAAAGAAAAAAGAAAGAAAUGAGAAAAAAGGGGAAAAAGGCUCGUUCGUAAAAGUAAAGGGACGAUAGGAUAUAUAUCGUUGUUUAAACAAUAUUCGCCUCGUAGAAGAUUAAAAGAAACUCGAAGGCUUCACAUUCCGAAAUUUAACGUCAAGAGAAUGGGGAAUUGCCUUAGCACGUGAUGAAUAUUAUAAAAAAUGAUGAUAAAUCUCAAAUAAAAUCAACAAAGGAAUUUCGUUUUUACUCGGAAUUGCCGUCUUUAUUUGGUCGCGAAAUGUUUACUUAUUACCUUCCACCCGCGAACGUUUCUUUUUAUUUAAUUCAUUCAAAACGAGAUUAUCUAUAACGUGAUAAUAAAUAAAGAAAAGAAAAUUUCAACGAUCAUCGCUACUAUAAAAUUGUAUAUUAUUAAUUUAAAGGCGAGUGCUUGUUGCAAUUUAAAAGAAAUUUCUGUUAAAAAAAUUUCAAACUUCGAUCGUGAAUGAGCAGAGUCCUUCGUCAAGAAGAAAGAAACGAUCUCGCGAGCAUGUGGGGGAAGGAAUUACGAAAAAUUUCAAAAGUGAUACGAUCGUCGAGCACGUUUAAGCGAGGUAUUAAAAGAGUUCGGAUGUCGAUCGAGCGAUUAUUAUCGAAUAUACUCUCGGUAGGAUACACAAAAUAAGAAAAGAAAAAAAUAUAUAUGGCAACAUAACAAUAAUAAUUAUAAAUAAUCCACAUUGUUUUUCGUAUAGUCUUCAUAGGCAGGCAUUUUUGAAGGGAGGAGACGAUAUUACAAUAUAAACUUUAAUCGUAUUGUACAUUUUGGCCAUUGGCAUUGACGCGACAACCAAUCACAAGUUAUCUUUUAAAUAUUAUUAAAAGUUACAAUAUUAAUAAAACAAAACUGUUAAAUGAUAUUAAAGGAUCGAUUAAAUGUAGAGUAUGUAUAUUACUGGAACGAAAGAGAGAGAGAGAGAGAGAGAGAGAGAGUGCAAAAGAAUAAAAAAGAUUAAGUAAAUGAAAGCGAGAAUGAUAAUUAUCCGAUAUUCGGUUUGAUCAUUGGGCGAAUGCGCAUUUUUAGAUCUUCAAAUGAACCGACUAAAUUAUUAUCUCGUAAAAGUGCGAUCGCUGAGAAUUCGCUAGAAUAAUAUGUACGUAGUUAAGGAUGAACAAAAAAAAAAGAAAAAAGAAAACAUAAAAGAUGUAAAAAAAAUUAAUACGGUUACCUCUACGAGUCUCGUUAGUUAGAGAAGAUAAAGAAGUUGUAAAGGGGGAUUAUUAAUUAAAGAGGGAAAAUGUUUUAAAAGCGGCAAAUUAUUAUAUAUACAUACAUAUAUCGGCACACGUGCUAUAUUAUUCUUAGGGACAGCUGUGAUGAUUGACAUGGUAAAAAGAAAAAAGAAAAAAAAAAAAGAAUAGAAAAAAGAAAGGAAAAAAAAUAAUUACCAAUUACGUGGUAUUCUGAAAUUUUCGCAACUCUUUGCGAUUUUGCUAAAUGAAAAAGGGAAAAGAAACAUAAAAAGAAAA